UGGCAUGAGCAAGCUAGGCAGUUAGCAGCAGGUGGGAGGGCAAUUUCUUGCACAGCCGCCGGACUUCAUCGAGGACUGGUAGGAGGAGUUGUAAGAGGGAAUAAAAGUGAUGGAGGAACUAAGGAAGCUAGAGCAAGUGCAGAGUACCAUACAUUUGAUGCAAUCUCGAGGAGUUAUUCUCUCUUCCUCAGAUGCCAACAACUCCGACGCAGAUCGCUUCCUCGCUGAAUUCUUUCGCCUUUUGAUCCAACCAUGUGGAAAGCUUGAUAUAGACAAGAAGAUCCAUUUAGUACAAGAGAACUUGCCAAAGAUUUCUGCUGAACUAUCUAAGGAACCAUUGCUCUGCACAAGUGGACAAGAUGCUUUUAUAUCUUCAUUCAUUACCGCUAAUUGUGAAGACGUGCCUAUGGUUGGGUUAACUGCGAUGCAAGAUGCAAAUUCUACUCUGGAAGAUUUUUGCAGGUCCUAUUUUAUGUUUCAUGACAUGGACAUAAGUCAUCCACAAUCAGUUUUCAAAUACUUGUCAGUGCUCUUCUUCACAGAAAGCUAUAUAUAUCAGUUGGACAGAUUGAAUGAGGAAAUUUUGUUACAACGAAAUGUAGCCGAAACUUCACGGACAGAAGUUAAUGUGGUAAAAUCCAUAUACAGCCUCAAUAUUUUCUUGGAAGUGAUUAACAAAUCCUUACUUCUUGCACCAUAUUCAUUGUCUAAUUAUAAUAGGACGUUGCCAAACCAUGCAGCUGUUAAAAGAUCCAUUGGCACCUCUCAUUCGCUUACUCAAGAAGACUGGCCAUUUGACAACAAGAAACCUUUGUUGUGGAUUACAAGCAACAAAAAGCAGUUAUCAAUUGAAGAUGUGAUGAAGGCUAUUAAUCUGAAAUCAUUUGACUAUCGAGUGUUAAACCUUCUUCUAUACCAUUUGAGAGGAGAAAAGGUGAAUGAAUUGCACAUGGAGUUUCUUUCAGUCUCAGAAUUUCUUGUAGAGCUCUCUGAUGAUUUAUUUGACUAUGAGGAGGAUGUCCUGAAUAACACUUUCAAUAUUUUGCGCAUGUUUGUUGGAGUGUACGGAGCUUCUACUGCACCAAAGAUGCUGUUGAAAUGCAUUACAGAGGCUGAAGAGAAGUACAAUCACCUGUUGAGUGCAGUGGAUCCCAGAUUAUCCAUUAGUUAUGAAGAGAGAUGCAAGGAAGCUACAAAAGAAGGUAAAAAGUAAAAAACAAAUUCAUUU
Molecule: messenger RNA, 1228 nt
Organism: Impatiens glandulifera
Lineage: Eukaryota; Viridiplantae; Streptophyta; Magnoliopsida; Ericales; Balsaminaceae
Exons: 13
Coding region: 110-1213 (367 amino acids)
Source: RefSeq, a predicted model, not a curated record